This is a messenger RNA of Leptosomus discolor (cuckoo roller), 1159 nucleotides long. Lineage: Eukaryota; Metazoa; Chordata; Aves; Leptosomiformes; Leptosomidae. The record is from RefSeq and is a predicted model, not a curated record.
ACAGGCAGUUUGCACCGUGCAUCCAGUGUUCCAGAGCGUGUCUAUAACAUGGGGAUUACUGAAAAUGAUUUUGCACCAAGAACUCCCUAUGGUUUCUCAUAUUUCCAGUCAAACCAGGUGGCCUCACCAACCUCUUAUACAAAUGGCUGGGGGACACAGAUUGCUUACAAGACAAUGGAAGAGAGAGCUCAAAGGCAGCCCCUGAAGAGACUAGAGGUUUCACCACAACGAAAUCCUGAAAGACUGGCGUAUGUGUCCAAUGAUUUUCGCUAUGACAGAGGGAUUUCAGCUGGAUUCUCCAUGAGGCAUGGAGAUAGCAGGAGAUCCAUUGGGACGGUCCCACCAAGAUAUGCUCGGUCUGAGAUUGUUGGUUACACUCUUCGUGAUUCAGUGAACAGGGGACGCUCUUUUAAGAGACUCUCCCACAUGGGGGCAGUUAAUGAUGCCAUCCUUGAUGGUGUCUACCCCAGCCCCACUGUACCUCUGUACCAUCAAGCAGGCAACAGUCGCAGUAUGACCAACCUUUUGGAGAAAGAGAACUACCUGACCUCAGGCAGCGCGAUGGGACAAGUGAGAUCACCAAUUGCUACCCAUUUGGGGUCUCAGAACAGGCAAUCUUUAAGGUCCAGCUGGUACCAAACUACUCUCAGAAACACACAGACCAGGAGGGAACCUUCUCAGCCAGCUUCAGUAACCAGUGUCACUGCAGAAACAGAUGGGAAGAGGAUGCCAUUGACAGCUGCCAUGGCAGCAGCAGGAAGAAAUGGUUUCCUGCAGAGUGAACAAGUCACCAUCAAUGGAUCUCAGCUAGGGAGCCCAGAAGGGGACAUGACUCUGGAGCGUGCAGUGAGCAUACUGAAGAGUGAAAAUACACAAUCCACACCUAGGAUUCUUGCUGCAGUGACUUUCAUACAGCAUGAGUGCUUCCAGAAAGCAGAUGCCAGAAGAAAAGUUUUCUCACUUGGUGGUAUCCCCAGACUUUUACAGCUUCUUGACGUUCAGAAUGAGGACAUUCAGCGGGCAGCAUGUGGUGCUCUGAGAAACUUGGUGUUUGAGGACAAUGACAACAAACUGGAAGUGUCAGAGCAGAAAGGGAUCCCACUCUUGCUCCGCCUACUCCGACACACCAGGGAUGUAGAGACUAAAAAGCAAAUAACAG